AUGGCGAAGAUGAGUGUGGGUAUCGCAGACAAUCUUAUAUUGUCAGUGAUACGGGCUUGGGAUACAACGGGCCUCGUCGAUGGAGAUUUCAAGCCAGAGAGACCGCGCAUUUUCGUGGCUCCUGCCAUGAAUAGCGCCAUGUGGCAUCAACCCGUCACCCGUCAGAAUCUGGGCAUCCUACGAGACCAGUGGGGUUGGAGUCCAGCCAAUCCCGAGGGAUGGGUGACUGUACUCCCUCCCAUCGAGAAGUCACUGGCAUGUGGAGAUGUCGGGAGUGGUGGAAUGAUGGACUGGAGAGACAUCGUCCGUCAUAUCGAAGAGCAUUUGAGCCUUUCAAAGAAUCAAGCUUGA
Molecule: messenger RNA, 351 nt
Organism: Penicillium angulare
Lineage: Eukaryota; Fungi; Ascomycota; Eurotiomycetes; Eurotiales; Aspergillaceae
Product: putative flavoprotein
Exons: 1
Coding region: 1-351 (116 amino acids)
Biological process (GO): coenzyme A biosynthetic process
Cellular component (GO): phosphopantothenoylcysteine decarboxylase complex
Molecular function (GO): FMN binding; phosphopantothenoylcysteine decarboxylase activity
Source: RefSeq, a predicted model, not a curated record